Molecule: messenger RNA, 454 nt
Organism: Notechis scutatus (mainland tiger snake)
Lineage: Eukaryota; Metazoa; Chordata; Lepidosauria; Squamata; Elapidae
Source: RefSeq, a predicted model, not a curated record
UCUUACGGCGCCCGAGGGGCGCUUUUUGGUUUUUGCGACGUUUUUGCGGCCUUUCUCCCGCCGCCCCCCCUCGACGGCGGGCCUGGGCAGCCGCUGCCGUGCGAGGCCCGUGAGGAGGAGGAGGAGGAAGCGGCGGCGGCGAUGAAGCUGAGCACACAGGCCUACUGCAAGAUGGUGUUGCAUGGCGCCAAGUACCCGCACUGCGCCGUCAACGGGCUGCUGGUGGCCGAGAAGCAGCAGCAGCAGCAGCAGCCAGGUCAGCGGGGCCGGGAGCGGGAGGCGCCGCCGCCGCCCCCCCAAGCGCUGCUGGUGGACUGCAUCCCGCUCUUCCACGGCAGCCUGGCCCUGGCGCCCAUGUUGGAGGUGGCGCUCAGCCUGGUGAGGAGAGGGGGAGGGCGGGAGAGCCUCCCUGGCCCGGCGCAGGCUACCUGAAACGGCCAGGUGCCCUGCCUUG